This is a messenger RNA of Myotis daubentonii (Daubenton's bat), 2334 nucleotides long. It is a transcript of the gene DESI2, whose product is annotated as desumoylating isopeptidase 2. The record is from RefSeq and is a predicted model, not a curated record. NCBI's taxonomy places the organism in Eukaryota, Metazoa, Chordata, Mammalia, Chiroptera, Vespertilionidae. Gene Ontology annotation, biological process: protein deubiquitination. Gene Ontology annotation, molecular function: deubiquitinase activity.
CGGAAAGAGAAGCGCAAGCGGGCUCAGCUCGGGCGCCGGGCCGGCUCCGCCCUCGGAGCUCCCGGCGCCCGCCCCUCGCCUGGCCCCGCCCUCCCCCACGUGUCUGCCGCCCGGGGGAGGCGCCUGAGCCCGAGCGGGCAGCCAGCAGUUGGCCCCGUCGGCACGGAGGUCUUGUCCGCGGCGCCCUGGAGCGGCCCGGCCUCCCGAUGCUCCAGCGCCGGCUGCCGCGGGCCGGGCUGCGCGCUUAGGGCCCGGCUCCGGCCCUGAGGCGGCCGCGGGGCGGGGCGGAGCGGCCUCGGCCCCGCGGAGACCGAGCGGCUGGGGGGCGAGGCGGCGGCCGCGGGCAGGAGGAUGGGGGCCAACCAGUUGGUGGUGCUCAACGUGUACGACAUGUACUGGAUGAACGAGUACACCUCCUCCAUUGGGAUUGGAGUUUUUCAUUCAGGAAUUGAAGUGUAUGGCAGAGAAUUUGCUUAUGGUGGCCAUCCUUACCCCUUUUCUGGAAUAUUUGAAAUUUCCCCAGGAAAAGCUUCUGAACUAGGAGAGACAUUUAAAUUUAAAGAAUCUGUUGUUUUAGGGAGCACGGACUUCCUAGAAGAUGAGAUAGAAAAAAUUGUAGAAGAACUGGGAAAGGAAUACAAAGGCAAUGCCUAUCACUUAAUGCACAAAAACUGCAAUCACUUUUCUUCAGCUUUAUCGGAGAUUCUUUGUGGGAAAGAGAUUCCUCGCUGGAUCAACCGCCUUGCCUACUUCAGCUCCUGUAUCCCCUUUCUACAGAGUUGCCUCCCGAAGGAGUGGCUCACACCCGCAGCCCUGCAGUCCAGUGUGAGCCAGGAGCUCCAGGGCGAACUGGAGGAGGCCGAGGAUGCUGUCACCUCGGCCGCCGCGGCCGCCGGCUCCCGGCCCGGGCGCCACACCAAACUCUAAAGGCCUCCAAAGCCACACACGCAGCACGGCUCCGGCGGUUGAGUGUCACUAGCGAGAAGUGAGGAGGAAGCGUCCUGUGGCGCGUCCGCACAGCUGGCUCUCCCAUCCCGUCUCACAGCUCAGGAUUCCAUUUGUACAACCAGCCACGCGGCGCAGGGGGAGAACUGCGUGAGCGAGCGCCCUCUGGUUUUUACCCACUUGUAAUGCAGAUUUUCUUCUUCUGUUUUCUACGACUCUGUUAAGUUAUGUUUACAGUAUUUUGUAUCGCUGUUUACAGACCUUGCAUGGACUCCUGCCACCGUAAAAGGAAAAUCUCCAUGUCUUCACUAUCAGGCAGGCAAUCUUUGUACACUUCCGACAAUCGCCAGGCUCUGGCGUCAAUCACAGGCACACACAGAGACCAGCGGUCGUGGGCAUCACCUGCUUGAGAACUGUCUGUCAGGUUUGUGUGCGGUUCUGUUGAGGUUUUGGCACAGGAGGCAGAGCGCGGAGGAGCACACACAGCUGAGGGCGGGGGGCCUGGUCUGCGGAGAGAGAGCCCCUCCGCCUCCCUGCCUCCCUCCCUCCCUCCCUCCAGGCAGCACAGCUCCCCUGGUUCCUCCCAACACCCUCCCCAGCGGAGGCACGGCCUCGCCUCUGUCCGGCUGGCUUUGCUGCCUCUGACUCUGGAACUAAGAUGUUUUUCGUUAAAGUAACUGACAAGUGGUUUUGCACACGUGUUGGGAGCUUCAUUUUUCUUUAACACUGACGGCCUCCCUGCACAGGAGUUUGUGGGCGAGUAGGGACAUCCUAAACGGUAGCCUUCCGAGCAGCAGGACGAGUUGACGUUCAGCUGCGUGUAGCUACCCAGGCUGCCUUUAUACUAGCCCUUGAAAACAGGUUAAAGCAACACACUCCAAAAAGGUGAUUCUUGGAUGUUUCAGGCGUUUUAGUACCACAUCAGGGAGAGUAAGUUGUUAGUUUGUUAUGGGAGUAGUUUCACCUCAUCAUGGAAAGCCUCGUCUCAUUGACCUCUCGUUUGAAGUCACACUUGUGUAUCUUUAAGUUCCUUUUUUCCUGUUCUCUCAAAUGUAUGUCUCUUACGUCACACUCUCUAAGGAUGGAACUGUCACACAGAUAAGUCCUCAUUAGCAAGGAAUCUGUCAGCUCGAGUCUACUCCCAGUUUGGCCCCUGGAUGUAAGAGCCAAGUCAUUACAUGUCACAUUCAAUUUUUCUGCCUUAAGAAUGAAUGUCCUACGUAAGACUGGAUGCCGUAUAUACCGUACCCAAGGCAGUGACUUCCACUUUCGACACGUUGUUAGUUUAAAGUCAUCUCUUAUUUCAGCGUCUAGACUGGAUUGUUAGUGCUACUACUCUUUGUAAAGAUACAUAUCUUUCAGUAAACUACAUUUUUAACUUUUCCAUAA